Molecule: messenger RNA, 654 nt
Organism: Helobdella robusta
Lineage: Eukaryota; Metazoa; Annelida; Clitellata; Rhynchobdellida; Glossiphoniidae
Exons: 5
Coding region: 1-654 (217 amino acids)
Biological process (GO): endosome organization; receptor recycling; retrograde transport, endosome to Golgi
Cellular component (GO): early endosome; trans-Golgi network; recycling endosome
Source: RefSeq, a predicted model, not a curated record
AUGGAAGGUACUCUUUUAAAAUGGACCAAUUAUUUUAAUGGUUGGCAGCCGAGAUAUUUUAUUCUGGAAGAUGGCGUACUCUCCUAUUACUACUCGCAAGAUGACAUCAACAACAGUUGCAAGGGUUCCAUCAAAGUUGCAGCAUGUGAUAUUAAUGCUCACAGUUCUGAUCCUACUCGACUUGAUAUUGUUGUCCCUGGCGAGGCACAUUAUCAUUUGAAGGCAGCCACACCGCAUGACAGACAGUUAUGGCUUGUUGUUUUAGGAACUUGUAAGGCCUGCAACAAUAAUGCUGGCUUUCUUAUUGGCAAUCAAGCUAAGAAUGAUGCUGAAAUUUCAUCACAUGAUAAGUUAAAACUAAAGAAAUCUGAACUACUCACCUAUUAUGAUAUUCUAACUCAGCACACUUACAACAUUAAAAUGGCAAUUAAGGAUAAGACCAACCUCGACAUUCAGUUAUUAAACGAUUCAACAACGUUGAUUGGUGAGACUUGUGAAAGUUUUGUAAAGAGUUUGGACGAAUGCCUGAGAUUGGUUGAGACAAGAAAUCACUCAUCAUCAUCAUUCUCAUCAUUUCAGAGCAGCCCUACGACACUUAAAGUACCUUCAUUCAUUCAUUCAUUCAUUUUUUCAUUUUUAUCCAUCAAUUAUUGA